Manis pentadactyla (Chinese pangolin) is the source of this 1161-nucleotide messenger RNA. Its product is annotated as olfactory receptor 10AC1-like. The transcript has 2 exons. Gene Ontology annotation, cellular component: membrane. Gene Ontology annotation, biological process: G protein-coupled receptor signaling pathway. Lineage: Eukaryota; Metazoa; Chordata; Mammalia; Pholidota; Manidae. The record is from RefSeq and is a predicted model, not a curated record. Gene Ontology annotation, molecular function: G protein-coupled receptor activity; olfactory receptor activity.
AUGGAGAAGAUCCCCAGGUACCUGGAAGUGCACAGGGCGCAGAGGCCGGAGGGAGAGUGGAUGGUGGCUCCAGGCAUCUGGGCUCCUGGAGGACAUGAGGGCCUGAAAGUCCUGCAUGAGGUUGGGCAGCAGGACCCUGAGUCCCUGGUGGAGGGAAGGGCGGGGGAUGGGAAGCAAGGGGCCGGGCCCCAGAAACUGGGCUUGAACUGGACCAUGCCACAGGAGUUUAUGAUCCUGGGUUUCUCCAGGUGGCCCCCAGGGCUCUGGCUGCUACUCUUUGCCUUCCUCCUGCCACUCUAUCUGGCCAUGCUGGUGGGAAACCCACUCAUCCUGGGCCUGGCCAUCAUGGACCCCACCCUGCACACCCCCAUGUACUUCUUUCUGGGGGCACUGUCUGCCAUAGAGGUGGCCUACAUGCUGGUGUUGACUCCAUGCAUGCUUGCCGGCUUCCUCCUGCCUCCUGGGGGCCAGGCGGUGGCCCCCUCCACCUGUACUGCCCAGAUGGGCCUUUUUAUGGCACUGGGAGGCUCUGAAUGCCUGCUGCUGGCUGCCAUGGCCCUGGACCGAUACCUGGCCAUCUGCCACCCUCUCUACUACCCUCAGCUCAUUAACACGGGGCUCUGCUGGUGCCUCCUCACCUCCUGCUGCCUAGGGGGCUCUCUCCUGGCCUUGGGCCUCACCAGUGCCAUAUUCCAGCUGCCCUUCUGCCAUGGCGGCUUGGUGAACCAUGUUUUCUGUGUCCUCCCAGUGGUGUUGGCGCUGGCCUGUGGGAACCGUGACCUGCAAGAGCAUGUCCUGCUGGCAGCUUGCCUUCUCCUGCUGGUGCUGCCACAGGCCCUUAUCCUGCUUUCCUACACUCUGGUGCUGGUGGUCAUCCUGGGAGUUGGCAGGGCUGCAGGCCGCUGCAAGGCCUUCCACACAGUGACAUCCCAUCUCUCCAUGGCUGUGCUCCACUACGGCUGUGCCACGGCCAUGUACGCCAGACCCUUGAGCAGCCUCUCCCUCGAGGAGGACAAGCUGGUCUCACUUGUCUACAUCAACCUCACACCACUGAACUACCCGGCCAUCUGCAUGCUACGCAACCGGGACAUGCAGGGUGCACUGCAGCGGGUUGUCAGCCGCAGGACACCAGGGACCAUCCACUAAGCUGAUUUCACCUAG